GCCUUUCUCUCUCAGUUCGCCACUCAGUUCCAGUUUGUUUUUAACCGUAUCUGUCCUCGGAUACAGUGUUUUUGUGGUGUUGGGUUUUUUUGCAAUUUGACUUCUUUUUUCCCCACCUGUUUGUGUCUCACUGCUUACUUCGCAUCUCCCUCACCAGUCUUUUCCUGCAUUACUUUCAACAAAAGUUUCAUUUCUUGAUCAUGGCCAAUUUCAUAAGAAACAAACUGCUUGAAUGGGGGCUAAGAGAGUUGGAGGAACGAUUUGAAGCUAACAAAGUUACAGAGGAAAGCCUUUUCUGUCUUACCAAUGAAGACAUAACUGAGUUAAUCCCUGAAGUUGGUCUAAGGUCAAGAUUCAGAAAGAGACUUGAGGAGUUAAAGGAAAAAGAAAAUCAGAUCUUCAGGGGCAAUCCAACAAAUGGCAAUCCCCAACUAAAAGACAACGUGACUCAGUGACAGAAACAAGAAUAUUAUCUGAAGUGAAAGGCAUCAUGAAAGAUGUCAGUGACAGUCUCCAUGGCCAAGACAAGCUAAGUACUUUCCUAAAGAACAAAAUUAAUGAUUUGGAAACCGACAAGAGAGAGCUUGUUGGUGUCUUUGGAAGAACUGGGGCUGGAAAGAGCUCUUUAAUCAAUGCCAUCAUUAAUGAGAAGAAUCUUUUGGCCACUGGAAUAAUCAGUGCAUGCACCACAGUCAUGAUAAAGGUGGAGGCUAACACUUGCAGCCCAAAGUAUGAGGCAGAAAUUGAGUUCAUUUUGAAGGAGGAGUGGCAUGAUGAAUUAUGGUCACUGAAGACUCUUAAGAAAGGUGAUGACUAUCGGGACAUGGUUAAAAAGCUGUCAGCCCUGUAUGGAGAAGAAUGGAAAGACAAAUCCCCUGAAAACCUCUUGGAAAAAAAGUAUUUCAAAAAUAUUCCAGAAUUUUUAGAGCCCAAGAGGAAAUUUUUGCAUUGUGACACAGCUGAAAAGCUCUCUGAAGAACUUCUUAAAUAUAUAAAGUAUGUUCCAAAGCAGGAAGAUGGAUAUAAAGCACAGCAGUGGUUUUGGCCACUAGUAAAGUGUGUGACUGUCAGGGUGCCAAACAAUAAGUUUCUCCAGCAUGUCACACUUGUGGACCUUCCUGGAAAUGGCGAUCGCAACAAGAGCAGGAACGAAAUGUGGAGACAAAUUGUUGGAGAUUGUUCUACUGUGUGGAUUGUGGCUGAAAUUACUCGGGCAGCAUCAGAGAAUGAGGCCUGGGAGAUUCUAAAAAGUGCACAUGGCCUCAUCGGAAAUGGUGGUCAGUGUGAGCAAAUUCACUUUAUCUGCACCAAGUCUGAUCCUUCAGACAAUCGGUAAGUGAAUUAAGAUGUCAAAGUGCAUAAUUUAAAAAAAAUUUAAAAUCACAUACUGAUCAAUCUUGUUGGAGAAAUAUUUAAUAGUUGCAUUCAGAUAUUUACUAAAAACACAUAAUAUUCUCAACACUAACACUGUACUGGUAAAAUUCUUUGUUAAGUCAGUACCCAACUCACAGCGAAUAAUGGUGUAUUUUUAACAAACAAACAAAACAAACAACUGUUAUUUGUCACCAGUGUUGGGCAAGUUACUUUGAAAAAGUAAUUAAUUAUAGUUACU
Molecule: messenger RNA, 1612 nt
Organism: Haplochromis burtoni (Burton's mouthbrooder)
Lineage: Eukaryota; Metazoa; Chordata; Actinopteri; Cichliformes; Cichlidae
Product: nuclear GTPase SLIP-GC
Molecular function (GO): GTPase activity
Source: RefSeq, a predicted model, not a curated record